Messenger RNA from Didymodactylos carnosus, 1599 nucleotides. NCBI's taxonomy places the organism in Eukaryota, Metazoa, Rotifera, Eurotatoria, Philodinida, Philodinidae. The record is from the annotation of a GenBank genome assembly.
AUGGAAUUUCUAUUGUUCUGGGCAAAUAAUAUUGACAAUUUACGUAAGCUCUCACAACCACCUGAGGCAAUUUCAAUUGUCAUGGAUAUGGCAUUAAUAUUAAUGAAACGUCACAUUGAACCUAUACGACUUAAUUAUACAUCAAAAGACGCUAAAAGUGGAUCACCGUUUUAUACACCAUCUUAUGCUGAUAUUAAUAAACUGCUUACGUGGCCAAAUUUACUUGGUGUUUUAACAUCAAUUCGAGAUUUGAAUGAUGAAAUUGUUGAAUUGUUGAAACCGUAUAUGAAUAUAGAAAAUUUACAAGAUAGAGCCAGAAAAGCGUUUCAUGAUUUAGCAACAUUGACGGUUUGGGCUGAUAAAAUGCAAGCUUAUCAUCAGGUGAACAAAACAGUUAUACCAAUAAAAGAUCGUGUACAGAAAGCGGAAAAUUCGUUGAGAAAAGCAACGAAGAAAUUAAGCCGAGCAGAAAGAGAUUUAGAAGAGACUAAAGCUGGUUUAAGAAAAUGUCAAGAAGAUUUUGACGCAGCAAUGCAAACUAAACAGGCAUUUCAAGCUGACUAUGAUACGUUAUUGAGACGUCGUGAUGAUGCCAAAAGCUUAAUUAGUGGAUUAACUGGUGAAAAAAUUCGUUGGAGUGAACAAUCGAAAUCAUUUGAAAAAAGUGUUGAAAAACUAGUGGGCAAUACUAUAUUAGUUACGGCAUUUUUAUCCUAUUGUGGACCACUUAAUCAAGAAUAUCGUCAACGAAUGUUAAACGAAUGGCAAAAACAGUUACAAUCGAGAAAUAUUCCUUAUAGUGAAGCCUUUAAUAUUAUUGAACAGUUAACUGAUGAAGCAACGAUAGGCGAAUGGAAUUUACAAGGACUACCGACUGAUGACUUAUCUACACAAAACGGAAUAAUAGCCACAUCAAAUUAUCGUUAUCCACUACUGAUUGAUCCUCAAUUACAAGGAAAAACAUGGAUUAAACAUUUAGAAAAAGACAAUGAUCUUCUAGUGACUACGUUAAAUGUUAAAAUGUUUCGUACACAAUUAGAAGAUUCCAUAUCUCUUGGACGUCCAUUGCUAAUCGAAGAUGUCGGAGAAGAAUUGGAUCCAUUGUUAGAUAAUGUAUUAGAAAAAAAUUAUGUUAAAAUUGGACUUAGUCUAAAAGUCAAAGUUGGUGAUCGGGAAAUUGAUAUUAAUCAUUCAUUUCGUUUGUAUAUCACUACCAAAUUACCAAAUCCAAACUAUUCACCAGAAAUUUGUGCAUAUGUUUCUGUUAUUGAUUUCACAGUAACGAUGAAAGGUUUGGAAGAUCAAUUACUUGGUCUGGUUAUUGCCAACGAAAGAGCGGAACUUGAACGUGAACGAGUGACAUUGGCAAAAGAGACGACAAAAAAUAAACGUCUAUUAAUAGAAUUGGAAGAAAGUUUAUUGGCUAAAUUGACGAGUAUUGAGGGUUCAGUGUUGGACGAUUUAUCGUUAGUAGAAGUACUCAAUGCAAAUAAACGUAUAGCCACAGAAGUUAAAGAAAAAGUUGUGAUUGCAGAAGAAACAAAGACAAAAAUUAGUACAGCACGAGAAGAAUAUAGACAAAGUAAUAUGCAGACUUAG